Molecule: messenger RNA, 6323 nt
Organism: Pimephales promelas (fathead minnow)
Lineage: Eukaryota; Metazoa; Chordata; Actinopteri; Cypriniformes; Leuciscidae
Source: RefSeq, a predicted model, not a curated record
UGUAGAAGUGUUUCUAUGGUUAGGGGGAGCUCAAAAUCAAAAUUUUAGCCCAAGUCCCCAUAGUUCACAAUUACCUGGUUUUGUGUAUCAGCUGUGUAUCGAGACAGUGCCCCUGUAGGUGGGUCAGCGGUACUGCAUCUCCUCAUGAAUAUUCACACAAGGGAAUGGAAUCGAGGCUUUUGAUUGGCUGAUCGCAAAAAGUCCUCAUAAUUUCGGGUUUUGUCAAACCACUGUGUUAAUCUAAUUACCACAUAAGCGAAUUCAAUCGAGUGAAAAAUGCAUAACAACAACAAUAAAACUAAAAUAAAUCAAUAAAUCAAUUAAAAAGGAAUAAUUACACAACACCAACGCACUUUUGAUGAUCCGGACCUGUCUUCGAACCACUCCCACUUGCUGAGACAGCCACAUGCGGAUCAGUCAUCAAGGAGAAGAGACGUCAGGUAAGAGUUGGGAUCAAAUUUCUAAUAUCCAGUUACACUUCAAGUCUAAAACGGUAUUAAUUUUAAUUUUAUAUUGCGUUGGUAGUAGUUUGAAAUAUGUUUCAGUUAUUAAUCAGUUAAUUUGAUCAUAUUAAUGAUGAAAUCAUUUGCAUUAACGUUAGCAGUUAUAAGCUAACGUUAGCUUUGUUGACACGUGUCUGUAUUUCACAACUUUUAAUUUUUUAAUUAAACGAAUUAUCAUAUUUAUUUCCCGGAACAUUUGGGCAGUGUAAUAAUGGUAAUGAGGUUGGCAUGUGGAUCAGUAUAACGUUAGUUGGAUAAAGUUUUUUUCUAGAUCCCUUUGCAAUUUAGGCCUAACAGUUAACGUUAUUUAGCACCCUGAAGCAUGGUAAUGGUUUCUAACUGAAUUUUUGUUCCUUAGCUAGUCCUUGUUUACGUUUUUAGUUGCCAGUUUUAGUUAAUUAGUAACGUUAAUGUUCCGUAGGUGUCUGUGUAUAUGUUAGUCAAAUUAUAAAUGUAAUGACAACUACAGUUUGUUUGAGAAAAAGAAAAAGCAGCAUGUAAAAAAAAAAAUUAAACACAAGAUCCAUAUUUUUACUGUGUAACUAGUAAAACUUCUUAGUAUUACAUAUGUAUAAUAAUAAUUAUAAUUAAUAAUUUCAUUGUUCAUAACAAAUAAACGUGUAAACAGUUUAUUAUAUCAGUGAUAUGAUAUCUAAAAGUCAUGGUGUAAAGUGAUUAAAAACAUCAUGUCGCCUUUGCAGGAGAUGGCAGCUUCAAGAUCUCGAAGGACCAAAUUAAAACCCAAGGAAGAGGCAGCAUAUUUUUCAUCCAUCCUUAAGGAUAAGGAUGGUUUUGAAAUAAAAUAUAUAAAUGCCUUUAAAGGUCGAGGAGUGUUCAGUUGUCGCCACUUCGAAAAGGGGGACUUCCUUUUCGAAUACAGAGGAGAAAUCCUGGAUAAACAAGAGUAUCAAAGGAGGCGCAGAGUUUAUCAUCGUGCACUUGAAGUAUUUUUGUUUGAAUUUCGCUUUAAUGGGAAACAAUUAUGGGUGGACGCUGCCAAAGAAGAUGAUUCUUUGGGGAGAAUCGCUAAUGACAGCCACAAAAAUCCGAACAGCAAAAUGAAAACAAUCACUGUGGACCGGAAGCCCCAUCUUUGCUUGUUCGCGAUAAAGGACAUCAGUCCUGGGGAGGAGAUAAUGUAUAAUUAUGGGGAUUCUGACUGGCCAUGGAGAAGCAAGAUUUCAUCCGAGACAGAUCCUCAAUUGAGACUUCAUGACACCGCUCAACAGGUGAUAUCUGAGACAGAACAACAGUCCAAUGGUUUUGUCAGCUGUGAGGCAGAUGAUGCAUCAGAGAAGAUUUCAUCCGAGACAGAUCCUCAAUUGAGACUUCAUGACACCGCUCAACAGGUGAUAUCUGAGACAGAACAACAGUCCAAUGGUUUUGUCAGCUGUGAGGCAGAUGAUGCAUCAGAGAAGAUUUCAUCCGAGACAGAUCCUCAAUUGAGACUUCAUGACACCGCUCAACAGGUGAUAUCUGAGACAGAACAACAGUCCAAUGGUUUUGUCAGCUGUGAGGCAGAUGAUGCAUCAGAGAAGAUUUCAUCCGAGACAGAUCCUCAAUUGAGACUUCAUGACACCGCUCAACAGGUGAUAUCUGAGACAGAACAACAGUCCAAUGGUUUUGUCAGCUGUGAGGCAGAUGAUGCAUCAGAGAAGAUUUCAUCCGAGACAGAUCCUCAAUUGAGACUUCAUGACACCGCUCAACAGGUGAUAUCUGAGACAGAACAACAGUCCAAUGGUUUUGUCAGCUGUGAGGCAGAUGAUGCAUCAGAGAAGAUUUCAUCCGAGACAGAUCCUCAAUUGAGACUUCAUGACACCGCUCAACAGGUGAUAUCUGAGACAGAACAACAGUCCAAUGGUUUUGUCAGCUGUGAGGCAGAUGAUGCAUCAGAGAAGAAUUGCAAACAUAAUGUAAUCUCCUCGGUAGUGUCAACCUUGGAUAAAUGUAACAGCUGCAGUGGGCCCUUUUCUGCUUUUAAGUGGAUUAGUGUUAGGUGUAAGGUUUGCUCCUGCUUUUGGCAUAAAAGUUGCUAUGAUAAGCAUGUGAAGCCCAAACCUGACCCUUUAACACCGAAUUCUGAAGAAGAGUUUUCCAGUGAGAACUUGUCUGAUCAGGACUAUUUACCUGAUUCUUUUGACAGUUCAGAAGAGAGCACAGUUUCUUUAGAACUUGAGCAUCCUAAACAAAUCGCGAACAAACAAAAUGUGUCCAGCAUUGAAUCACUUGGAGAAAAUAAAAAUGCCAGGCAAUGUCAAGAGAACCACAUAGUUACACAAUCUCUGCUGAAAGAUCCAGUUCAAGUAUCAGAUGUCCUCAAAACAAAAAUGACUGGUAAUACUGAAGAAAAGUCUACAGAGGAUAGCACAAGAACUGGAGAAAUUCCAUGUGUACAGUCGUCUAAUGUAUCCUCUACAGUAAACAAAAAUAAUUACUGCUAUAUUUGUUGCAAACCCCAGUCAAAAUUUGCAAGGCACUUAAAAAUCCAUGAAACAACAAACAUGGAUGUUGCUCGGGUCUUGGCACUUCCAAAAUGUUCAAAAGAACGCAAACAAAUGUUGGACAAACUGAGGAACAAAGGGAAUUAUGAACACAAUGCUAGGGUUUUAGAGAGUGGGACUGGAUCGUUAAAACUCAGACGGAAACCCAAGAAUGAAUAUAAAUCAGAAGAUUAUGUUCCUUGCAUGUACUGCCAUGCCAUGUUUCUUCGGAGAGAUCUGUGGCGACACAUUCGAAAUUGCCUUUCCAAACCAGAGGAAGUGGAAGUGGAUCGUAUUGAGCCAGGAAGGACCAGGGUCUUAUCUUUGGCAACUAUGUCUAACGCAACUAUGUGUCAACCAAUAUCACAGGGGGUUUGGAAGCUGUUGACUGUAAUGAAGGAUGAUGAAAUCUCUGCAGCUGUCCGGAGUGAUUUCUGCAUUCUUCAACUGGCCCAAUCCUUUUUUAACAGGCACGGACAAGAUCCCACUAAAUACGAGUAUAUUCGGCAGAAGCUCAGAGAAGCUGGUAGACUUCUCCUGAUCCUGCAAAGAGAAUUUACAAUACAGACACUUGAAGAUGCUGUUAGACCUGCAAAUUUUAAUGUGCUUAUCCAAGCUGUAAAGAAGGUCUCCGGCUUUAAUGGUGAAAAGCACACCUACCAGACUCCUAGCCUUGCUCUCAAGUUAGGCCACUCACUGCAAAAGAUCUGUGACAUUGUACAUUGCCGUGCUUUGAUGGCAGAAGACACUGAGAUGGUAAGGUCAACCCAGACAUUUAAAAAACUGUACAGCGCAAAAUGGGCUGAACUUAUUUCCCACACAGCAUUGAAUACUUUAAGUGAGGCGCACUUCAACAAACCGUCCACCAUCCCAUUCACAGAGGAUGUGCAGUGCCUUCACCAGCAUCUUGAAAAGGUUGCAGAUUCAGCAUCUGAGAACCUGAAAAAUACCCAAUCAGCACAAGCCUAUGGGGAACUUUCCAGAGCAACACUGGCAAAAGUAAUUCUUUUCAACCGAAGACGAGGAGGAGAGGUUGCUAAGAUGAAACUAAAAAACUUCCUUGAAAGGGACACAACUCCCCUCCAUGCGGAUGUCGCUGCUGGCCUAACAAAAUUUGAAAAAAAACUCUGUGCGCAUUUUAGUCGGGUGGAGAUAAGGGGUAAAAGAGGCCGAAAGGUUGCCGUUUUGCUAUCACCAGACAUGGUUGAUGCCUUAACACACCUUGUUAGCCGAAGAAAAGAGUGUGGAGUUCCUGAAGAAAAUGUAUUCCUCUUUGGGAGACCAAGUUGUUUGACUCCUUAUCGAGGACAAGAUUGUCUGAGAAUUUAUGCCAAUGAGUGUGGAGCAAAAAAACCUGAAUUCCUCAGAUCAACACAACUACGAAAGCAUGUUGCAACACUGUCUCAGGUGUUAAACUUAAAAAAUCACGAGCUCGACCAAGUUGCAGACUUUCUGGGACAUGAUAUUCGUGUGCACCGAGAAUACUAUCGACUUCCAGAGGCCACAACACAGUUAGCCAAGAUAUCAAAACUGUUACUUGCAAUGGAGAAAGGCACCCUUGCAAGUCUUCAGGGGAAAACACUGGAACAAAUUGAAAUCGAAGAUAACUUGGACUUUUCUGAUUCGGAGCAAAGUGAAGACAGUGAUGCUGAGACACAGACAAUAACAGAAAUGAAUGUUGACCCUGACUUAGGAGACUCAUCUCAAGGAAUGACAGGAAUACACAACCAUGGUGAUGGUAAGAAGCACAAAAAGCGCACCAGGAGGGAAGAGUUUGAUCAAACAGAUGUUGACCCUGACUUAGGAGACUCAUCUCAAGGAAUGACGGGAAUACACAACCAUGCUGGUGGUAAGAAGCACAAAAAGCGCACCAGGAGGGAAGAGUUUGAUCAAACAGAUGUUGACCCUGACUUAGGAGACUCAUCUCAAGGAAUGACAGGAAUACACAACCAUGCUGGUGGUAAGAAGCACAAAAAGCGCACCAGGAGGGAAGAGUUUGAUCAAACAGAUGUUGACCCUGACUUAGGAGACUCAUCUCAAGGAAUGACAGGAAUACACAACCAUGCUGGUGGUAAGAAGCACAAAAAGCGCACCAGGAGGGAAGAGUUUGAUCAAACAGAUGUUGACCCUGACUUAGGAGACUCAUCUCAAGGAAUGACAGGAAUACACAACCAUGCUGGUGGUAAGAAGCACAAAAAGCGCACCAGGAGGGAAGAGUUUGAUCAAACAGAUGUUGACCCUGACUUAGGAGACUCAUCUCAAGGAAUGACGGGAAUACACAACCAUGCUGGUGGUAAGAAGCACAAAAAGCGCACCAGGAGGGAAGAGUUUGAUCAAACAGAUGUUGACCCUGACUUAGGAGACUCAUCUCAAGGAAUGACAGGAAUACACAACCAUGCUGGUGGUAAGAAGCACAAAAAGCGCACCAGGAGGGAAGAGUUUGAUCAAACAGAUGUUGACCCUGACUUAGGAGACUCAUCUCAAGGAAUGACAGGAAUACACAACCAUGCUGGUGGUAAGAAGCACAAAAAGCGCACCAGGAGGGAAGAGUUUGAUCAAACAGAUGUUGACCCUGACUUAGGAGACUCAUCUCAAGGAAUGACGGGAAUACACAACCAUGCUGGUGGUAAGAAGCACAAAAAGCACACCAGGAGGGAAGAGUUUGAUCAAACAGAUGUUGACCCUGACUUAGGAGACUCAUCUCAAGGAAUGACGGGAAUACACAACCAUGCUGGUGGUAAGAAGCACAAAAAGCGCACCAGGAGGGAAGAGUUUGAUCAAACAGAUGUUGACCCUGACUUAGGAGACUCAUCUCAAGGAAUGACGGGAAUACACAACCAUGCUGGUGGUAAGAAGCACAAAAAGCGCACCAGGAGGGAAGAGUUUGAUCAAACAGAUGUUGACCCUGACUUAGGAGACUCAUCUCAAGGAAUGACGGGAAUACACAACCAUGCUGGUGGUAAGAAGCACAAAAAGUGCACCAGGAGGGAAGAGUUUGAUCAAACAGUGAUUUUUGGUGCAGCCAAAACAGAUGAUGCAAGAAGAAAAGUGAAACAGAUGUGGUCUCCAAAAGAAAUUUCAGCAGUAAUGAAACAUUUCCGGAACCACAUUGCAAGGGGUAAACUCGUCAGUAAAAUUGAAUGUGAACAGUGCAAGACUGCGGAGCAUCCUGCUUUAGCUAGUCGCUCUGUGCAAAACAUUCGAGAUUUUGUUCGAAAUCGGGGCGUGUCACUGAAAAGGAAACAGGUGCAACAUUAAGUAUUUUUGGUUUUUGUUCCUGCUGUUUUGUUCUAAUGUGGUAAAAAUGUUUUAAACUUCUUUUGAAGGCUGUAAAUGGAUA